Molecule: messenger RNA, 459 nt
Organism: Lontra canadensis (Northern American river otter)
Lineage: Eukaryota; Metazoa; Chordata; Mammalia; Carnivora; Mustelidae
Product: olfactory receptor 1020-like
Exons: 1
Coding region: 1-459 (152 amino acids)
Biological process (GO): G protein-coupled receptor signaling pathway; sensory perception of smell
Cellular component (GO): membrane
Molecular function (GO): olfactory receptor activity; odorant binding
Source: RefSeq, a predicted model, not a curated record
AUGGCCUAUGACCGUUAUGUGGCCAUCUGCAAGCCUCUUCUUUACACCGUUACUAUGUCCCCUCAUCCUAAUGUCCUUCUGGUGUUGGUCACAUAUCUUGCAGGCUUUCUGAAUGCUGCCAUUCACACUGGCUUCACCUUUCAGUUGUCUUUCUGCCACACAAAUGUCAUCAACCACUUUUUCUGCGACACUCCGCCCCUCCUGAAACUCUCUUGUUCGAAUACACAUGUUAAUGAAGUAGUCAUUUUUGCUUUUGCCAGUUUUAAUGAACUGAGCUGCCUCCUGAUUAUUCUCAUUUCUUAUCUGUACAUUCUUGUUGCCAUCUUGAGGAUCCAUUCUGCUGAAGGAAGGCACAAAGCCUUCUCCACCUGUGCUUCACAUCUGAUGGUGGUCACUAUCUUCUUUGGCACAAUUCUGUUCAUGUAUCUGCGCCCCAGCACCAGCUAUGCAAUGGACUGA